AUGGACACUGAUCUCAGUUCCCAGGACAGGAAGGACCUGGACAAGUUCAUCAAAUUUUUUGCUUUAAAGACGGUACAAGUAAUUGUCCAGGCCCGACUUGGAGAGAAAAUCUGUACCCGAUCAUCGUCCUCCCCAACAGGCUCUGACUGGUUCAAUUUGGCAAUCAAAGAUAUACCAGAGGUUACUCAUGAAGCAAAGAAAGCCCUGGCAGGACAACUACCUGCUGUUGGACGGUCUAUGUGCGUGGAGAUUUCCCUCAAAACCUCAGAGGGAGACUCCAUGGAGCUGGAAAUUUGGUGUCUAGAAAUGAAUGAAAAGUGUGAUAAAGAAAUCAAAGUUUCAUACACUGUAUACAACAGGCUGUCUCUACUGCUGAAGUCUUUGCUUGCUAUAACCAGGGUAACUCCAGCCUACAGACUCUCAAGGAAACAAGGCCAUGAAUAUGUAAUAUUGUACAGGAUAUAUUUUGGUGAAGUGCAACUGAGCGGCUUGGGAGAAGGUUUCCAGACAGUCCGUGUUGGGACAGUGGGCACCCCAGUGGGCACCAUCACUUUGUCUUGUGCCUACAGAAUCAACCUCGCUUUCAUGUCAACCAGGCAGUUUGAGAGGACCCCUCCUAUCAUGGGGAUUAUCAUUGAUCACUUUGUGGACCGUCCCUAUCCCAGCUCUUCACCCAUGCAUCCCUGCAAUUACAGAGCUGGAGAGGACAAUGCUGCAGUAUACCCCUCUGUAGAGGAUUCUCAAGAAGUGUGUACCACGUCUUUUUCCACCUCUCCUCCAUCUCAGUGUGUUUUUACUGUCACAAAGGCACACUUUCAGACCCCUCCUCCUGUGGUGACGGACACCUUGAAGGUCCCAGUGAUGGGACUGGCCUUUUCACAUCAACUUUCCAGCUCUCGUCUUUCCUAUCAGCCUGCUGCCCUGGGAGUUGGAUCAGCUGACAUGGGGUAUCCUGUACUCUUUGCCGGUGGCUUGAACGCUGCACACCCUCACCAGUUGAUCGGCCCAGGCAAAGAGGGGGGAGUUCCCCCAAUUCCUAGCCAGCCAGCACAUGGCACUCAAGCUGACCAAGAGAGGAUGUGCACCCCACUGGAUGGAGUCCACUACUCAGCAGCUACUCCUUCUAGUAGCGAGGACACAGAAACAGUAUCAAACAGCAGCGAAGGGAAGUGUGGCUCCCCACAUGACCUUCUGGAGACCAUCUUUAUCCGGAAGGUGGGAGCUUUUGUCAACAAACCCAUUAACCAGGUGACCAUGGCCAACUUAGACAUUCCUUUUGCCAUGUUUGCUCCCAAGAAUGUUGAGCUGGAAGAUAACGACCCCAUGGUCAAUCCUCCUGACUCCCCAGAAACUGCAUCUCCUCUCCAAGGCAGCUUACACUCAGAGGGCUCCAGCGGCAGCAGCACAGGGAACACCCACGAUGACUUUGUCAUGAUUGACUUUAAACCAGCAUUUUCAAAAGAUGACAUUCUUCCAAUGGACCUGGGGACGUUUUACCGCGAGUUUCAGAACCCUCCUCAACUCAGCAGCCUCUCCAUUGACAUUGGAGCACAGUCCAUGGCAGAGGAUUUGGACUCGUUACCAGAGAAGCUGGCAGUCCAUGAGAAAAAUGUCAAAGAGUUCGAUGCCUUUGUGGAAACCUUGCAGUGAAGCUGUUUUCCAGUUUUGCUGCAGCAGUUCUUCCUCCUCAAGGCAUCCUGGAGAAUGACAUCCACAACCAUCUCUAUCGCCUCUGCUCUGCCUUUUGUCUCAAUUUGACUAGUUCCUUCCAUCCAGUGAGCUCUCUUUGAUUGCUCUCUUCAACAGCAGAUGCAGCUCAUCUGCUGAUUGUCCUCAACUCCACCACCACAUAGUUCUGGACAGCUUUUCCUGCUCACAGUCAGUUUUGAAUUUAAGACUUCACUAGGGACAGAGGAAGUCAAGCUCCAAUGUAUGAAACUUAUUUUCUGUUCUGCAUGGAGGAGCUUUGUGAAAACUUGCCAUAUGCUUCCUCCAAAGGUCCUAUGGUGUGUAAGUUCCCUAGGGAUAGCUUCUUGCUAACAGACUUUUUCCUACAGUCUCUGAUCCUGUGAAAGCAUAGAAAGCUUUGGCUCGUUU
Messenger RNA from Antrostomus carolinensis (chuck-will's-widow), 2097 nucleotides. RefSeq names its product autophagy related 13 (gene ATG13). The coding region runs from base 1 to 1650 and encodes 549 amino acids. Gene Ontology annotation, cellular component: phagophore assembly site; Atg1/ULK1 kinase complex; cytosol. Gene Ontology annotation, biological process: protein localization to phagophore assembly site; autophagosome assembly; piecemeal microautophagy of the nucleus. The transcript is spliced from 17 exons. The record is from RefSeq and is a predicted model, not a curated record. Lineage: Eukaryota; Metazoa; Chordata; Aves; Caprimulgiformes; Caprimulgidae.